GUAUUUGGUUUGGCAGAACACGGACUGUUGACCAUGGCUAAUAUUUACUUUUUGUAAGAGUGGGCAGUCGAACAAGUAGUUAUGUACCUUUAUAUUAGGCAGGUUCAUUGAGAACAUAUCAGUUUCCGCCACAAUGAAUCCUCUAAGUUUCCUUGUUGUCGGGACGCUGCUGUCUAGCACCUGGUCUCUUCCUCCCACAGGUUUUCCAUUGCAAACAGUUUUUUGUAAUGACACCGAUGUGGAAGUUGCUGCUGAUUUAGCUUUGCAGCGUAUUAACAAAGAACGAGAAGAAGGCAACGUUCUUAGCCUCUUCCGCAUUAAUGCUGUCCAAAAGCAGAACUGGAGAAGGGGGGAUAUCUUCUCCCUUGCCUUUAAUGUUCUAGACACAGAAUGCCACGUUCUUAGCAGGAAGGAUUAUAAGGAAUGUGAAGUCAGAGAGUUACAUGAAGCGGUUUAUGGAGUUUGCAAAGCCGUUGUAUAUGUUGGCCAAGGAAGUGAUGUUAAGCUGCUCAGCUAUAACUGUACUUUAAGUCCAGUUGCAAGAAGAGAGAUUGCUUCAAUUUGUCCAGAUUGCCCAUCUGGUGACUCCUUAGACAAGCCAAUAUACACUGAAAUUGCAAAACUGUCCCUUUCAAAAUACAACCUUGAAAGCAACAACAGUAAAAUAUUUGCAGUUAAAAACAUCACAAGGACUUCUAUGCAGUCUGGGUUUGGAAAUUUUUAUUUUGUGGAGUUCACUGUCUAUCAGACAGGGUGUACUAAGGAUAACCUUCUUGAAAAUGGCGUCUGUGAGAUUGUCGACCUAGUUACACGCUAUGGUUACUGCAAGGCUUCAAAAAUUGCCGAAGACCCAAUUGAUUCUGCAUCGUGUACAAUUUAUGAACCAGAGGAUCAACGGAAACCUUAUCACAGACGUACACAUUGGCUUAAGAAGAAGUGUGGACAAGGGCAUGGACAAGAACAUGGUCACAGAUGUACCCAUGGUCACUCACACGAGCAGGGACAGAAACAUGGUCACGGAUAUACCCCUGGUCACUCACAUGGUCAGAGACGUACUAGUGGUUACUCACACGAGCAGGGACAGGAACAUGGUCACAGAUGUACCCAUGGUCACAGACAUACCCGUGAUCACUCACACAAGCAUGGUCACUCACAUGGUCACAGAUGUAUCCAUGAUCACUCACAUGAGCAGGGAGAGGAACAUGGUCACAGAUGUACCCAUGGUCACUCACAUGGUCAGAGACGUACUAGUGGUCACUCACAUGAGCAGGGAGAGGAACAUGGUCACAAAUGUACCCAUGGUCACUCACAUGGGCAUGGAUUGAGCCAUGGAUGUGAUGAAGUACUUGUUGAGGAAAGCAGCCAAGAUCAUCGUAAUGACUCUUCGGAGGGUCAUGGCUUUUAUGCCCACUGUAGACGCCUAGUAGGAUCUGUGAUUGUUCUUCCUCAGAGUACUGACCAGGUGGAUCUUCCAGAUCCUGUUCUCACUAUCCCUGAAAUCACCUGGAUCCCCAGUGCGGUCAUCCUGCCAUUCCCUGAUAAAUCUUCUCCCGGAUGCCCUGCGGAACCAAAGCUUCCACAGCUGUGGGUUCUGGACCUAUUAAAACCUAUCAAAUAAUAAUGUAACUACCCCCCCCCCAUGCCAAACCAUAGUUUUAAUUUUUGAUGUUUAAUUAAAUGUUAAUAGCACAGGUUGAAAGAGAAAAAUAUUGGAUAAUUUCAGAAACUGCUAGAAUUAUUAAAAUUGGGAAUAGUCAUCUGAUGUAAAACGUACUAUGGGCUUAUCCAAUUCUGAAUUGUUUAAAAAAAUAAAAAUCUUUUUAAUCUAUUAAAA
Molecule: messenger RNA, 1834 nt
Organism: Acipenser ruthenus (sterlet)
Lineage: Eukaryota; Metazoa; Chordata; Actinopteri; Acipenseriformes; Acipenseridae
Product: histidine-rich glycoprotein-like
Exons: 8
Coding region: 134-1618 (494 amino acids)
Biological process (GO): binding of sperm to zona pellucida; negative regulation of endopeptidase activity
Cellular component (GO): extracellular region
Molecular function (GO): cysteine-type endopeptidase inhibitor activity; metalloendopeptidase inhibitor activity
Source: RefSeq, a predicted model, not a curated record